AUGACAAGAGCCGAAUUCUCUAGUACUGCUGAAACAUCUCAAGCACCUGAGACCACAUUAACGGUUAACCCAGAUGGGACCACACAUACACUCUUAUCCUCUUCCACAACAUCAACGCCCAGUACCUCAGUUACCGUGUCAGGGACUACCCAUCCACGGAUAUCUGCAGGAACCACAGCUUCACCCACCUCCUCUUCCACAACAUCAUCGCCCAGUACCUCAGUUACUGUGUCCGGGACUAUGCAGCCAUUGAUAUCUGCUGCGACCACAGCUUCACCCACCUCCUCUUCCACAACAUCAUCGCCCACUACCUCAGUUACCGUGCCCGGGACUACCCAACCAUUGAUAUCUGCUGGGACCAAAGCUUCACCCACCUCCUCUUCCACAACAACAAAGCCCAGUACCUCAGUUACCGUGUCCGGGACUACCCAGCCAUUGAUAUCUGCUGGGACCAAAGCUUCACCCACCUCCUCUUCCACAACAUCAACAUCCACUACCUCAGUUACCGUGCCCGGGACUACUCAUCCAUUGAUAUCUGCUGGGACCACAGCUUCACCCACCUCCUCUUCCACAACAUCAUCACCCAGUACCUCAGUUACCGUGUCCGGGACUACGCAGCCAUUGAUAUCUGCUGGGACCACAGCUUCACCCACCUCCUCUUCCACAACAUCAACACCCAGUACCUCAGUUACCGUGCCUGGGACUAUGCAGCCAUUGAUAUCUGCUGGGACCACAGCUUCAUUGAAACCGAAAGAGACUGUUCCUACCUCCAAACCUGGUGAUGCAACAUCACAACCUAUUGUAACUACAUCUACCACUAAACCUACUUGUAUUUUGUCUGUUUCCAGAACAGUGAUAACCUUAUCUACAGAUACCAAAACCACAUCCAAACCCGCCAAAUCCACAUCUGUAUCUACACCUGAUCUGUCCACUACAGUAAAAUCAGAUAAAAAAGUUACCUUCUAUGACAUCAAAAUGAACUUUUCUCUCUUCUAUGAAACUCACAGAACUCCUGAUUAUUAUGAUGCAAACAACCUUGCUAAAAACUGGUUCAAUGCCAGAUUUCCUGAAGGUGAAUAUAUUGUGACAAAUUAUUAUAUAAAAACUGCAGGCAGAUACAGGAAUAAUUCUCCAGGAGAAAGCGUCCAUGAGAGAGCUGAUAUGGAAGAAAAGCAGAAUUCACAAAGCUAUGCCUUCAAAGCCAUCAUAAAAGCCACAUCCACUCACCCACAAGAAGACUUGAUUAUCAUGAUAGAAAAAAAGUUGCAGAGGAAGUAUGAAGAGGGGCCCUUCUCUGUAUCUGUGGAACCUGAAGAUAUGAUUGUCAGUUCAAUAGCUCCAGGCACUUGCCCAGAAGAAUGGUCAACCUACAAAGGGAAAUAUCUGUGGACAGAGACUAAUCCUGCUAGCACAACUGAAUUAAGAUGUGUGAAAAAUUCUAAGCACUCUGCCACCAGGAGUUGCAAGAUAAAUAUUAAGAGUGGGAAAGCUUAUUGGGAAAGACCAAAUAUGACACAAUGUAAAUUGCUGGAAGAACUUCCAAAUAAUAUUGUGGGUCUUAAAAAUAUCAUCAUAACAGAAGAAAAUGCAGAGGAUGUUGCAGAGCACCUUUUAAAUCUGAUGAAAAACUUUACUAAAUUGGAUGAGGUAGAAACUGAGGUUGUUGUAAACAAAGUCUCUGCUAUUUCAAAGUGUGAUGAAAUAAGCAAGCCACUUGCUGUGACUACAUUAAAAAUACUGAACUCCCUUUUGCUGAAAGAAAUAGAUACACAGGGCUUGCAAACAGUCACCAAUAGAAUCUUAAGGACAACUGAAGAGAUAGGUUUCAAGAUGCCUUAUACUGGGAGAAAUGAAACAGUAGUAUUGGCUGUACUGGCUUUGGCUGUGAUACGUCCAGAUCCCAGUGGUUUCCAAGGAGCAGCCAUUGGUGUUACCUCAUAUAAGAAAGGCACUGAUCCCACGAUUGAUAUACGUGAAAAACCUUUUAAAAAGGCCUGUGCUGCUGUGUUUUUGCCAAGAUCGCUGAGGAACUACUUGGGGAGCCAAUCUUUAGAUCCAGAACAUCAUUCAAAGAUUCAGUUUAAUUUUUUUGGAACAACUUCAUUCUUUGUGGAUGCCAGUUGGAGUAAUGAAAAGUUGAACACCUAUGUUGUGAGUGCCAGCAUUGAAAAUGUAUCAAUUCACAACCUCAGUGAGCGAGUGAAUAUUAUUCUACAGCAUAUAGAACCAAAUACGGACAAUGCCCCAGUGCACUGUGUUUUUUGGGACUUUAUGAAGAACAAUGGACUGGGUGGUUGGAAUACAUCAGGGUGUGAAGUGAAACACAGAGAUAUGUAUUACACAAUCUGUUAUUGUAACCAUCUCACCCAUUUUGGAGUGUUGCUGGACUUAGCCCGGAGAGAGAUAGAUGGUGUGAAUCGUCGCAUAUUAACUCUGAUAACCUAUGCAGGAUCUGGAGCCUCUGCCCUUUGCUUGGGGGUAGUGCUGGUGAUGCACCUAACUCUUGAGCAAGUUGAAUCCUUUCUUUUAUUGCUUUUUCCCCCCACAGUCACUACAGGAGUUUUCAGUAACACUUAUGCUAGAUCAAUCAGACACAAGAAGAUGAUGAAAGGAUGA
Gopherus evgoodei (Goodes thornscrub tortoise) is the source of this 2616-nucleotide messenger RNA. RefSeq names its product adhesion G-protein coupled receptor G4-like. Lineage: Eukaryota; Metazoa; Chordata; Testudines; Testudinidae. The coding region runs from base 1 to 2616 and encodes 871 amino acids. The transcript is spliced from 15 exons. The record is from RefSeq and is a predicted model, not a curated record. Gene Ontology annotation, cellular component: membrane. Gene Ontology annotation, biological process: adenylate cyclase-activating G protein-coupled receptor signaling pathway. Gene Ontology annotation, molecular function: G protein-coupled receptor activity.